AAAAAUCUAAUAGAAAAGUUGGAAGAUAAAGUUGAAGUAAUGUCCCAGAAAAUAGAGCAAACAUUUUUAAAAAUGGAAAAUUGGAAAGAACAUUUUGAAAAACUAGAAGAUCGAUCCAAGAGGUCCAAUAUCCAACUAAAAAUAGAUCUGGAAGGAAAAGUCAAAAACAGAAAAGAGAAUGGAGAAAAUGAGCACAAAGAAAUUUCCCCUAAAUUGAUUUCCAGAUUAAAAGAGAUCGAUCUCUAGAUUAAAAGGCCCACCAAGUGCCCAUAGUAAAUGCACAUCCUUGUGAAACUUUAGACCUCUGGAAAAUCUUCAAAACUGCCAGAGAAAAAUUAGGUCACACACACAGGAUCAGGUAUCAGAAUGUCAUUUGACUUUUCGACAGCGACAAUGGAUCAUGUCCUGAAAAUUCCGAGGGGAACUUAUUUCCACCGUAGUAUUCUACGCCCAGCAGAGCUAUCAAUCAAAGCUACUGGAAUAUGUGAUCUGCCACAACAAGGAAAGAAACCAAGGGGAAAAUAAAAGGCAAGAGAUUCAGGAAACAGGAUCCCACAAGAGACAAGAGGCGCAAGAAAUUCUCAGAUGGUAGUAGGGCUCUAAGGGUCUGUAGGGCACCCAGUGCAGACUGGAGCCCAGGGAGGCUGCCUCCAGGAGGGGGUCUCUAAGAACGCAGAGACCUGAAAGACCACCUGGUGUGUUCAACCAGGUGGCAUAGUUGGGGGGUAAAUUAAUGAUAGAUGCGUAAGGGAGUUUUGUGGGUUUUUAAAUGAGGCAAUUGCAUGCUUCUGGAAAAGCAACACAGUUGUCCAAGAAGGGAAACGGAAUCAAAGCCCACCUCAAGGCCCAGCUUUGAAUCACAUUUGCAUAAUCAUAAGAAUUAAACACGGCAUACCGACAUAACAAUGACAACAAAAUGUUCUAACUAAACUGGGAGACAGGGAGGAAGGAAAAUGUGUGUGGUGGGGGUAGAUAGAGCGGCACCGAACCUUCAUCUUCCACAGCAGGGUGGCCAUAGAUAAUGUUUGAAAAACCAGAAAAUCUGAAUUAGAAGUGUUACUUAAAAAUAGAGGCACAUGACAGAAGUGCCACCUAAAAUGUGCAAAACAGUGGUCGUCUUUGGAAGUGAGAACUGAGACUUAGGGAAGCGUGGAGCAGGGGACUGACAUUUUUUAAAUAUAAGCCAGCUAUUUGACUGUUUAAACUAAUACAAGUAUAAAUAUGGUAGAUAAAAAUUAAAUUGAAAAGAGAAAAAAAUCCAACUGCUUGCCAGUCUAUGGAGCAGCGAUGACUGACGCAAAGCCCGGAGUGAAGGGAAGGAAGGGUGAAGGGGGAAGACAGCCUUGAACUCUGCCUGGAUUAAUAGGACAGGGCUGGCUUGCAUCUGAACAGAAAGGACGGUGGAAGCUCUGAGGGCAGCUUAGCCCUCUAAAGGAACAAGUUUGGGGAAAGAAGAGCAGAAGGCCGGAGACCAAGCCUGGGGGCGUAGGGAGGAGCCUGCCGGGAGGAGCGGUCCUGGGGGUGGGAGGGAGGACAGGAAUCCCAGGCAAGGAGGCCAAGGUGAAUGGUUAACAAGGUAACAAAGGCGUUAACAGUGUCAAAUGCUGCUUUGAAGUCUAGGGGACUUCAGAUAAAAACAGACUAUUGCACAGGAUCUCACACAGUCCUGGGUGAGCCCCUAGAGGGGAUUUUCCCAAAGCACUGAGGACAGAACAGAACCAGGAGCAGGUGAGCAAGCCUAGGGAGAAACACACACCUCCCCACGGCUCCUGGAUCUCUUCUUGUUCUCCGGGAAGCAGGAGGCUUAGUUACCAGAUGAAAUGCAUGCAAUGCUUGGGACAUACUUAUACUACAAAUUGUUGUUUAUCUGCAACUCAAAUUUAACUGGGCGUCCUGUGUCUUUACAUGUUAACUCCAGCAACCUCAGGAGGCCGCACCUUGGACAAAAGCAUGGAGGUAUCUGAGCCUUGCAAAUGGCGACUCUGCUGCUGGCCACUCCCACCAGGCUCCAGCCAUCUGGGAGGAGGGGAACCUCAGGGCGGCAAGCUCCAAAGGGGGGACCUCAGAGACCCAAGGCAGGAGACGGUAGGAGUUUUCGAUGAGCUGCCCCUCAGGUCAAAACCACCUGCAGUCCCUUCUAUAAAGGGAGUUGGUUGAGUGAACAUCUCCUUCGGCCCCAGGGGCAAGUCUGGUGCCAUGAAAAUGAUCAUUGUGCUUCUCAGAGCCUGUUCUCUCGUGGGGAAAUGAAGCCACAUCCUUGGGGCGGGAACAGUGGCAGACCUCCAUGUCCUUCUAUGAUUUUCUACCACACGCACAUAUUGCUUUUAUAAUCAGCAAAAGGCAAUGAAGACAUUUCCAUAUUGAAAAUAAAAUACAAUGAAGCCGCAGUGAACAAGAUAAUCUGCGAGGCCCCCUCCAAAGCUAAGAUUCUGCAAUUCUAGGUAAUUUCCUGUCCUUCACUGGCAUGUCAUUUUAGGAGCAUUCCGUGAUGCAGCCUUGUUGUGGGUUUUUUUUCACUUUGAUUUCCCCGAGGAUUCUGAGCCCAGCCACUCACUGCUCGUGCCCGCUGACCCUGAAUGUUGCCCGACCUGUGGAGCACACCAUCUUCCCACCACCCACACUCUUGGAGGUCACUUGGUCUGGCCUGGCUGGGCCCAAGCCUCUGGGCUCAUUCCUGACCUGGAGGACUCCCCAGAUGACCCUUCUGAAGCCAAGGAAAGCUUGGGCGUGGGCCCUGUGAGACCCAGGGGCAGUAAGACUCCUGGGUCCCCAUCAGAGCAGACCCAGAUUCUAGAGCUUGUGGCUUAACAAAUCCUGAAAGAGGGAGAUGUGUCCCCACACCCAGGGACAACUGUGUCUUUCCCAGUUCACUAGAACCCCUCCCUAGUAAGAGUCCCCACUGGAGGGUCCCAGGGGGAGAUGGAAAAUGCCCCAUCCAUAUGCAGCAUAUGGUGGACUCACAGAAGGGUGAGGGCCGCCGGUUCACGGGUUAAGAAAGCCCAAGUGGAACCUUAGAUCCACCUCCUACCAGCCCUGUGACCUUGGGCAAGUCCCUUAACUGAGUCUGGGCUGUCCUGAGGAUUAAAUGAGAUAAUGAAAGCAAAACACCAGGUGUUGGGGAACAGAAGAGGAGUUCACAAACAGGAGCCUUAUCUAGUUAAUCCUCAGAGAGCCAAGAGGCUGCCCUUUGGCCAGAAGGAGCUUUUUAUCUGCAAUUCCCACAGACCCAGGACUGCUCUGGAAGGUUCCCCCACCCUCCAAGAGUGCCCUCCCUGCUCCAGUCCAGGCAGAGGCGCUACCAGCUGCUGAAGCAGUGACUGGUCUCCCAGCUCAGGCGCAGCGGCCUGGCCCACGACCUUGGAAGAACCUGGAAGAAAGCUUCACCAAGCGACAGUACUUUUCCACUGCCCUGCUCGGCCACCUCAGCUGGCUUUCUGCUGUGCAGACAGAAGGCAAAGUGCGCCAGGCCGGCCCCAUAAGGAACCCACCCAAAAUCACCCUCAGAGAUGGGGGUAGAGACAUGCUGUGGGUGGGGGGCAGCCGGAAUCCUAGAAAGAAGUGAGGGGGGUCCCGAAUACGCCAAGGGGAGCUUGGAGACCACUAGUGAGACCUGAGAAAUUUGCAUUGGCAAAGCCCCCUGGUGCUUUCCUGGACAUUCCAGCAGAUUCCUACCCCUUAACCGCUCCCUUCACCCCCACCCCUCCAAUAAUAAUGAUUAAACCCGUUCUACCGCGCCUGUGCUGGGUCCCCGGCGAGAAGCAGCGCUGGCCUGCGCGGGGGGAGGAGAGAGAGGAGGGCGAGGGGAGGGGACAAGAGAGCUAGCGGUUCCGCCCGGUGAUGUAGGCAGCCCGGGGAGGUGGAGCCGCGACGCCUGAAGGAGUCCCCACCGCAAUCGCCCUCUCGGUCUACCCACCCGAGCAGCCAGUCGCCAGCCCCAGCUCCGGUGACCUCCCUACCGCCGCAAUUUGGGCGGCGGGGACCGCGAGAUCCCCCCUGUUUGGGCCUGGGGGGCGCCUCCACCACGCCCAGCCCCUGCCUCUCCUUGCUUCCCGGACGGCUGGAGCGACUCCCGGGGGAAGCUGUUCCCGGACGCUCGGCCGCCGCCCGGGCAUCUCGGCUGCCAGCCCGGCUGGGCACCGGGCAUCUGCGAAGCUAGCCUUGCCUGGCACUGGGCAUCUCCGGGCACCGACUGUCUCUGGCGCCGCACAGCUUCUCGCCACCGCGGGGCCGCGGACCUCUGCGCGCCCUCCCCUCCCCCGGCCUCCCGGCAGGACGCCCGUGAGCUCCGCGCGCCCCCAGCCCCUCUGGCCGCCGUCGCCGCUGCAGCCGCGAUGCUGCCCUGGAGACGUAACAAAUUCGUGCUGGUGGAGGACGAGGCCAAGUGCAAGGCGAAGAGCUUGAGUCCGGGGCUCACCUACACGUCGCUGCUCUCCAGCUUCCUGCGCUCCUGCCCGGACCUGCUGCCCGACUGGCCGCUGGAGCGCCUGGGCCGCGUGUUCCGCAGCCGGCGCCAGAAAGUGGAGCUCAACAAGGAGGACCCGACCUACACCGUGUGGUACCUGGGCAACGCCGUCACCCUGCACGCCAAGGGCGACGGCUGCACCGACGACGCCGUGGGCAAGAUCUGGGCGCGCUGCGGGCCGGGCGGGGGCACCAAGAUGAAGCUGACGCUGGGGCCGCACGGCAUCCGCAUGCAGCCGUGUGAGCGCAGCGCCUCGGGGGGCUCGGGGGGCCGCAGGCCGGCGCACGCCUACCUGCUGCCGCGCAUCACCUACUGCACCGCGGACGGGCGCCACCCGCGCGUCUUCGCCUGGGUCUACCGCCACCAGGCGCGCCACAAGGCCGUGGUGCUGCGCUGCCACGCCGUGCUGCUGGCGCGGGCGCACAAGGCGCGCGCCCUGGCCCGUCUGCUCCGCCAGACCGCGCUGGCGGCCUUCAGCGACUUCAAGCGCCUGCAGCGCCAGAGCGACGCGCGCCACGUGCGCCAGCAGCACCUCCGUGCCGGGGGCGCCGCCGCCUCAGUGCCCCGCGCCCCGCUGCGCCGGCUGCUCAACGCCAAGUGCGCGUACCGGCCACCGGCCUCCGAACGCGGCCGUGGGGCGCCGCGCCUCAGCAGCAUCCAGGAGGAGGACGAGGAGGAGGACGAGGACGUGGAGGAGCGCGAGGAAGCAGCCCCCCAGCUCGAGCGGCCCGAGGUGCUCAGCCUGGCCCGGGAGCUGAGGACGUGCAGCCUGCGGGGCGCCCCGGCGCCCCCGCCGCCCGCGCAGCCCCGCCGCUGGAAGGCCGGCCCCAGGGAGCGGGCGGGCCAGGCGCGCUGAGAGCCGAGGGGCAGGACUCGCGGCCCCAGACCCCGCCGGCCUGAUUUACAGCCUCUAACCCGGGCCCUGCCCCCUUCUGCUCUCCCCCUGACCCUCCAGUCCUUGCCUCCCUUGUGGUCUCCGUUGUUGCCCGCCUCGCGCCUCAUCCUGGCUCAGGGUGACGCCUGAUAUGCCCUUGAUUAUUGGGGGACGAGUAGUCGGGGAGCAGCAGUAUUCGGCGUUCACCUCUCCCCCAUCCGGAGUUUCUGGGCUCCCUCCGUUGCGGAAUUGCCCCCUACACGUUACACCAAGCCUGUCUGCCCAUAGACUAUCCCCUCCCUCCCAAAGCAAUCUCUCAAGAGAAGGAGGGAGAAGUUUCCAGAAAUCCAGGAGGGUAACCUUGGGCCUUGGCCAGGUGGCGGCAGUGGCUCUCUGCCCUUGACCAGUCUAGCCUUCCUCCCUGGGAUGAGACCAACCCUGGGGAGGCAUUCUUGUAGGGGAAGAAUAGUGGAGACUGGAGGCCAGGCACAAGGUGGGAAUUGAGUCUGCAGCCACCAUAUACCCAAGGAAGAAUUCUCAGGCCCUGUGUCUGGCCUCUCUACCCCUUGGAGGACUUCUGGGACUUCACUGCUCUGCUCUGGAGAGGGCUAGGAUGGUCCUACCCACCCAAACAACAGGUUAGGCCAGGUUAACAGCUCUCUGCACCAAGCAACUGCCCAAGUCUGUGCCCUGGCACCGGGUACGCCCACAGGACUCCUCACCCACCCCAUCUCUGCAGACAGAUGUGUAUGGUUCCCCACUAGGUGCCCCACAACCAGGACCAAGACGGGGCCUCCUAAGGAGGUAAGAGAACCAACCCAUGGCAGGCACUUGAGGACACUGACUACCCAGAAAGUGGACCCAGGAAGGGUGCCCCCAAGUCAAGGCUUGUCAGAGCAGAAGGGUCCUUACAGCAGCUAGAUUCUCAUAGCAGGAAGGAGGGUGUGGUAACCCAGCAGAGGGACUGGGUCCCUGCCCAAGUCUCUCUCCACAAGGCCACGAAAAGCCCGAAGAUCUGUGUUGCCAACUGAUCAUUGUAAAUAAAGUGGACCUGCUUUUUCAGCCUUGUCACCA
Molecule: messenger RNA, 6410 nt
Organism: Equus caballus (horse)
Lineage: Eukaryota; Metazoa; Chordata; Mammalia; Perissodactyla; Equidae
Gene: FAM43B
Product: family with sequence similarity 43 member B
Source: RefSeq, a predicted model, not a curated record